AUGGAUCCAUCUAAGCUCCCAGCGUCAAUGAAGGCUAUCCUCCAGCCAGACAAGCACUCUCAUAAGCUCAUUCUCUCAUCUCAACAACCCGUCCCUACCCCAACCCAUCCUCAAGACGUCCUCGUCAAAGUUCACGCUACCUGUCCCUGCAAGGGCGAACUCGACUGGGCCCUCUGGGCACCUGAGUUCAUCGGCGACAAGAUCCCUAUCCCAGGCCAAGACCUCGCAGGGACCGUCGUCUCAGCCCCCGACAACAGCGGCUUCAAACCCGGCGAUGAAGUCUACGCCCGUAUUGAAGCGAACCGUCCUGGUGCAGGCGCAGAAUAUGUUCUCGCGCGGGCCUCUGAGCUUGCUAUUAAACCUAAGAACUUGACUUGGGCUGAAACGGCGGCGAGUCCUAUUAGUGCACUUACUGCAUACCAGGGACUAUUCACAAGAGGUGGUUUGGAUCCAGAGGCUCUGAGGGGUGAUGAGGCUGCACGGGAGAAGAAUUCCAAGGUCCGACUUCUUAUCAACGGUGCUGCUGGAGGAGUGGGAAGCUGGGCUGUACAGCUCGCUCGCAUCGCUGGAGUGAAGACUAUCACGGCGGUGGUUGGAACACAAAAUAUCGAUUUCGUUCGACAACUUGGCGCGACUGAAUCCAUUGAUUAUAAGAAGCAAAGCAUCGGGGAGUGGGUUGCCCAAGAUCCGGCAUCUCGACAGUUCGACCUUGUUUUUGACUGUAUCGGCAUGCCUUCUCUGGCUCAGACGUGGUAUGCAGUCCGGGAAGGAGGAACACUUGUCAGUGUAUGCGCCGUGCCCGAGCAGAAUCGUCCGGAGGAUGUCAAGAAGGAGGCCAACACUGUCUUCUUCGUCAUUGACCCGGUCGGCAAGGAUCUGGAUCACAUUACAAAGCUUCUGGAGGCUGGUGAUAUUAAGCCGCACAUUGAUAGCGUGGUUGGUCUGGAUGACUUUGAGGAGGCUUGGGAGAAGGUUGAGUCGGGUCGAACUAAGGGAAAGGUCGUCGUGAUGGUGAUGAAGGACGAGUAG
Molecule: messenger RNA, 1029 nt
Organism: Fusarium odoratissimum NRRL 54006
Lineage: Eukaryota; Fungi; Ascomycota; Sordariomycetes; Hypocreales; Nectriaceae
Exons: 1
Coding region: 1-1029 (342 amino acids)
Molecular function (GO): oxidoreductase activity
Source: RefSeq, a predicted model, not a curated record